Apodemus sylvaticus (European woodmouse) is the source of this 2391-nucleotide messenger RNA. Its product is annotated as DDB1- and CUL4-associated factor 8-like. Gene Ontology annotation, cellular component: cytoplasm; Cul4-RING E3 ubiquitin ligase complex. NCBI's taxonomy places the organism in Eukaryota, Metazoa, Chordata, Mammalia, Rodentia, Muridae. The record is from RefSeq and is a predicted model, not a curated record. Gene Ontology annotation, molecular function: protein binding. The transcript has a single exon. Bases 1 to 2391 code for a protein of 796 amino acids.
AUGUCAUCUCACAAGAGUCACACAAACAUCACAGAGACCUCGGAGAAUGUAAGUCUACUCAGCUGCUUGGAUGAGACUUCUGGUGUGCUGGUAGACACAGAGACAAAUUCUGACAUCAAAACGAUGGAUCCAGAAGUGAGUCUGUCACCAAGCAGUGAUGUUACUGGCACUGAAGACAGCAGAGUUUCCAGCCCUCAAAGUACUGAUGAAAAUUCUGGUGACAGUUAUGAGGGUUACGAGGGUGAUGACGAUGGUGAUAAUGAUGAAGAUGAUGAUGAUGAUGACAACAACUCCAAUCUUCCCAGUUUGGAGGACUCUGACAAUUGUAUCAGCAGUUCAGAAAGUUCAUCCAGCCCUCAAGAGUUGGAGGAAGGUGAGGUUGUGGAAGAGCCGAGUCUGGGAAGGCUUUUUCGACACUAUGAGUUGGAGGAUGGUGAGGUUGUGGAAGGGCAGGGAGGGGGAAGCCUAAUCUGUCACUAUGAGCUAGAGGCUGGAGAGAUUGUAGAAGCACAGGAUGUCCAAAACCUGUUCCACCAUUAUGAGUUGGUAGAAAAUGAGGUUGUGGAAGCACCGAGAGUGCAAAGGUUGUUUCCCCUCUAUGAGUUGGAGGCUGGAGAGGUUGUGGAAGCACAGGGAGUGCAAGGUCAUUUCCAUCAUUGUGAGCUAGAGGAAGGUGAGGUUGUGGAAGCACAGACAGCACAAAGCCUGGUCCAGCACUGUGAGUUGGAGGAAAAUGAGGUUGUGGAAGCACAGGGAGUACAAAGCCUGAUCCAGAACCAUGAGUUGGAGGAAGGUGAGGUUGAGGAGGAUGGAGUUGGAAGCUUGUUCCAAAGCCGCCACCAUGUUUUGGGGGCUCGUGAAAUUGUGGAGGAACAGGGACUCGAAAGCCCAUUCCACCACCAUGUGUUGGAGGAAGGUGUGGUUGUGGAUGAUCAGGAAGAGGGCUCUGAGGUACAUGAACAAACCAGUGAGGACAGCAGUGAGCAAUAUGACAUUGAUGAUGAUAGUUCAAUAGAUGAAUGGAUGGCCUUAGAGACAUCUCCUCUCCCAAGACCUCGAUGGAAUGUCCUUAGUGCCCUUCGGGAUAGGGAGCUGGGUUCAAGAGGUCGCUUUGUGUAUGAAGCCUGUGGUGCAAGAUUAUUUGUGCAGCGAUUAUCCCUACAAUAUGUUUUUGAAGGCCAUGCUGGAUGUGUCAACACUGUUCAUUUUAACCAACGUGGCACCCUGCUGGCUAGUGGCAGUGACGAUCUAAAAGUGAUUGUGUGGGACUGGGUUCAUCAACGACCAGUACUGAACUUUGACAGUGGCCACAAAAAUAAUGUUUUACAGGUUAAAUUCCUUCCUAACUGUAAUGAUGCCAUUUUGGCUAUGUGUGGCCGUGAUGGGCAAGUACGAGUUGCACAGCUGUCUACUAUGGCAGGCACCCACAUAACUAAGCGUUUGGUGAAGCAUGCAGGAGCAUCUCAUAGAUUGGGUUUGGAACCAGAUUCCCCCUUUAGGUUCUUAACUUCAGGUGAAGAUGCAGUUGUCUUUAGUAUUGACCUCAGACAAGCCCAGCCAGCCUCAAAGUUGGUGGUAACCAAAGAUGGUGAUAAGAAAGUGGGACUGUAUACAGUGUUUGUGAAUCCUGUCAAUGUCUACCAAUUUGCUGUAGGUGGGCAAGAUCAGUUUGUGAGGAUUUAUGACCAAAGGAAAAUUGAUGAGAAUGUCAACAAUGGAGUUCUCAAAAAAUUCUGCCCUCAUCACCUUCUUAGCUGUGAUUACCCAGCAUACAUCACCUCUCUGAUGUACAGUUAUGAUGGCACAGAGAUCCUGACUAGCUAUAAUGAUGAAGAUAUUUAUAUCUUCAACGCUUCUGAUAGUGAUGGAGCUCAAUAUGCUAAGAGAUAUAAAGGACACAGAAAUAAUGCCACAGUGAAAGGUGUACAUUUCUAUGGCCCAAGAAGUCAAUUUGUGAUGAGUGGUAGUGAUUGUGGGCAUAUCUUCAUUUGGGAAAAAUCAUCCAGCCAGAUAGUUCAGUUCUUAGAGGCAGAUGAAGGAGGAACAAUAAACUGUAUUGAUCCCCAUCCUUACCUACCUGUACUGGCAUCCAGUGGGCUAGACCAUGAAGUCAAGAUCUGGUCACCCAUAGCUGAACCUUCCAAGAAGCUUGCUGGCUUAAAGAAUGUGGUUAAAAUUAAUAAGCUGAAACGAGAUAAUUUCACCUUGCACCACACUUCCCUGUUUGACAACCACAUGCUUUGGUUUCUUAUGAGUCACCUAACACAGUCAAAUUACCAACGCAAUUGGAGAGGUAUUAGAAUUAAUGUUGGAGGAGGACAUUUCAGUGACUCUUCCAGCAGCUCUGUUGAGGAAGAAAACCAACAAGAAUCACAGUGCCAGGCUUCUUAA